Molecule: messenger RNA, 9042 nt
Organism: Closterium sp. Naga37s-1
Lineage: Eukaryota; Viridiplantae; Streptophyta; Zygnematophyceae; Desmidiales; Closteriaceae
Source: the annotation of a GenBank genome assembly
AUGACGACGGCUUCACCUAGCGCCGGCUCUCCUGCCGGUCCUGCCGGUCCGUCAGGAUCGGUUCUCGGGCCGAGAAGCGCGCCGAUGCAGAGCCAGGCUGAGCUGAAGGAGCGACGCCAGCAUCUGACGCGGCUUCAGAUGCAGCAGCAGCGCAAGGGGCAAGAGGGAGCGUCUAAGCACGGAAAGGAGGAAGGUCAGAACGGCCGUCACGAGGGGGGAGAGGACGGAACGGAGGCGAGGGACGCUCGGGAUGGAACGGAGACUGGGCACGAGGGCGAGUCUGGCGAUCAGGGGUUGGCGAAGGAUGGCGACAAGCAGCAGGAAAAGCAGGUUACUGGGAGUGCGCAAAGUCCCUUGGGGGGGAAUGCUGGCGCUCAGGGGAAGAAUGCGCGCGAGGGAGAGGGUGGCGCGGAGGGGGACGCGCAGGAAGGGGAAGGUGGGGCGGGUAACGAGAAGAAUGAAGGGGGGAACGGGAAGGGGGAGGGGGCUUCGGGAGGAGAGGCGCCAGGGGAUUGCGACGGCAUGCUUGACGCGGGUUCGUCCGGCCAGCAGGAGGAAGGGGAGCAGCAGCAGCAGCAGCAGCACAAUGCAGGGACUGGAGGGUCCGGGGGAGGGUCAGCACCACAGGGACUGGAGGGUCAGCAGAAGGCUCAGCAGCAGCCGCAGCAGCAGCAGCAACUGUCGCAACCGCAGGAGCAGCAGCAGCAACAGUCGCAACCGCAGGAGCAGCAGCAGCAAUCUCAUCGCGUGUCACCUCAACAGCAGCAGCAGCCACAGCAACAGCAACAACAGCAACAGCAGCAGCGGCAGCAGCAACAACAACAACAGCAGCAGCAGCAGCAGCAGCAGCAGCAGCAACAGCAACACCAGCAGCAGCAGCAGCAGCAGCAACAGCAACAGCAACAGCAACAGCAGCAGGAGCAGCAGCAGCAGCAGCAGCAGCAGCAGCAACAGCAGCAUCAGCAGCAGCAACAACCGCAGCUACAGCCAGGGCAGCAACAGCAGCAGCAGCAGCAGCAGUCGGGACAGCAGCAGAGGCAGCUGAAUCGGGAGCAUGAGCAGGAGUUGCUGCAGCAGCAGAUGCAGAAGCACCAGAUGCUCUUUCAUCAGCUUCAGGAGCGGCGGCAGCAGCUGCAGCAGCAGCUGAUACAGCAGCAGCGGCAGCAGGGGUCGAUGGAUAUGACGCAACGGCAGCAGCUGAUUCAGACGCAGCAGCAGCAACAACUCAUUCAGCAGCAGAUGCUGUUUCUGAGGCAGCGGCAGCUGCAGCUGCAGCAGCAGCUACAGCAGAACCAGCAGCAACAGAAUCAGCAGCAACAGCAGCAGCAGCAGCAGCAGCAGCAGCAGCAGCAGCAGCAGCAGCAGCAGCAGCAGCAGCGGCAGCAGGUUAGCGAGCAUUUGGAUUCGCAGGGUGUGUCGAGUCAGGUGCCAAAGGAAGAGCCGAAGGAGCAGAGCGAGCAGGCGGGGAGAGAGGGUACUGCGCAAAACAGGGUCUCAGAGGCACAGGAGCAGCAGCAGCAGCAGCAACAACGCAAUCAGCAGCAGCAGCAGCAACAGCAGCAACAGCAGCAACAACAACUGCAGCAGCAGCAACAGCAGCAGCAGGCAGGCGCGCAGCGACCAUCUGAUGCUCUUUCCCAGCUGUUGCUGCGGCAGCAGAUGCUUCUACAGCAGCAGCAGCAGCAGCAGCAGCAGCAGCAGCAGCAGCAGCAGCAGCAGCAGAAGGCAGCGGGUCAGGGGCAAGGCGAGGAUGGGGAGAGCGCGGGAAGCCAGCAGGUGGCCCAGGCCCAGUCAAGAGCCCGCCCUGAUCUCCCCGUGCUCGCUCUUGCAGAGGCUGCAGGCAGCGGCGCCCUUGCUGCUGGUAGAGCAUCCAACGAUCAGGAUGCAGCAGGCGCCGGUCAAUCAACGGCUCACGAUGAGGGGACAGGGGAGCUCGCGCAAGCAGCAGGGAUAGGCGGGGUGGGAGGGCGAGGAGCAGCAGUAGGAGGAGCAGCAGGCGGGGCAGUAGGAGUAGGAGUGGGGCCAGGAGGGCUUGGAGGAGCGAUACAAGGUGGUGUGGGCGGGGAUGGUGAGGGCGAGCGCGAGGGGGAAGGGGCGUGCAGUGCAGGAGGAGAGGAUGCAGCAGCGAUGGGGAUGGGCAUGCCGGUGGUGGUGGACGUGUCACCAGAGGAUGGUGUGCUGCCUGCUGUGGGCGGAUUGGCCAACGUGGAUGGGUGUGUGCGCAAGCUCAUGGAAUUCAUGUACCACCAGCGCCGCCGCCCUGCUUUUGUCGGCCAGUACUUCGCCCCGCACGCCCCGCAGUACCUCCUGCUCACAUACUCUCCCCCUCUCUCCCCCCUUUCCCUCCAGGAUAACAACGAUAACAACGUGGAGUUCUGGCGCCAGUUCGUGGCCCAGUACUUCGCCCCCAAUGCCCGCAAGCGCUGGUGUGUUGCCUCCUACGGCAGGAGCGGCCGCCAGCCAGCCGGUGUCUUCCCGCAGGACAUCUGGCCCUGCGACCUCUGCGGCGCCAGCCCUGGUAGAGGCUUUGAAAUGACCAUGGAGGUGCUGCCCCGACUAUUCAAGAUAAAGUACGACAGCGGCGUGCUGGAGGAGGUGCUGUAUGCGGACCUGCCCGCGGAGUACAUGCUGCCAGGUGGCGCCGUGGUAUUGGAGUACGACCAUGCCAUCCAGGAGAGCCUGUUUGAGCAGCUGCGGGUGGUGCGCAAGGGCAAGCUCAAGAUCGUCUUCAACUCCGACCUCAAGAUCACCCUGUGGGAGUUCUGCACGCAGAACCACGAGGAGCUCGUGCCGCGCCGCCUCGUGCUGCAGCAGUGCAUUGAAUGGGUUCUGCUCGAUCGUUCUCGCAGCCCCCCUCCCGCCAUCCCUUCGCUCCUUCCCUCCUUCCCCCCGUCCCGUCGUCCCUCCCUCAUUCCCUCCCACUCUCCCCGCCUCUCUCCUCCCCCCGUGCCUAUCCACCUCUCCGUUGUUCCCAUUGUGAGUGACAGCUUCGCCACCAUGUGUCGCGAGUUGACACACAAGCUGGACGCCCCAACAGUCAACGACCUGGGCUUCACCAAGUGCUACGUGCGCUGCCUGCAGAUAUCGGAGGUGGUGAACAGCAUGAAGGACUUGGUCAACUACAGCCGAGAGCACAACAUUGGACCCAUCGUCUCCCCACUUCUCGACUUCCCUCUCCACCCUCGCCCCCCCUCUCUCCUCUCCGACUUCCUCACCUUCCGUCUCCCUCCACACUCCAAAGAGAUUCUUUCUGCUAUAUGCCCACGCCUCCCUCCCCAUGUCCCCUCCCCAUUCCCCGGCCGCCCCAAUGUGGUGGGGCAGCAAGGGCAGGGGCAGCAACAGCAUUCUAUGGGCCAGCAGGGGCAGCAGCAUUCGAUGGGGCAGCAGCAGGAGGAGGGAGGGAGCCCCCAGCAGCAGGGCAUGGGGCAGGGGAGGGACGAGGUAAGGGCCGUCACUCCCACCUCACAGCUCAUGGCUGAGGGUGGGGGGGGAAUAGGAGUGGUGGGGGGAAGAGCAGGGGGGAUGGGCGGAAUGGGAGGGGGCCAGCAGCACCAGGGGCAGGGUUUGCCGCCAUUGCCUCCCCCUCAGCAGAGAAACCUCCCCCCACGGUCUCCCUUGCAACACCUUCAGCAGCAGCUAUUGCAGCAGCAGCAGCAGCAGCAACAGCAGCAGCAACAGCAGCAACAGCAGCAGCAACAGCAGCAGCAGCAGCAGCAGGAGGUGCAAAGCUCUUUAUCCCCGGGCACAGGAGCAGCAGCAGGAGGGGGAGGAGGGGCACAGGGCUUUGGAGCGCAGAGCAUGGGAGCAGGGCAGGGGUCAGGGGCGGCAACAGUGGCAGCAGCAGCUGCCGCCCUGCGAAUGAGCAGUGCCGCCCAGAUCUCCGCCCUCAUGGGGUCCCUGGGGGCAGGAGGGGGAGCGGCGGGGGGAGGGGCGGGGCCUGGCGGUAUGGGCGGGAGGGGAAUGUCUAGAGCGGACAGUACAGGGGAGAGGGAGCCUGGGGGUAUGCACGCUGAUGGUGCUGCUGGGGGCGGGGCGGGAGGAGCAGCAGGGGCAGGAGUGGGGGGAGUGGGAGGAGUGGGGGAGGGAGGGGGAGCAGGCGGAGCAGGUGGGGGAGGGGGAGGAGGGGGAGGAGGGGGAGGAGGGGGAGCAGCAGCAGCAGCUGGCAGCACAGCGGGCGCGCCUCUGGGUCCGCCAAGGCUGAGACACUCGUCCUCUGUCAAUUCCUUGUCUGGAUCCGUGGGAGGGGCCAUGGCGGGCAUGGGGGGAGGGAUGGGCGCGGGCAUGGGCGGAAUGGGGGGCGCAGGGGGCGCAGGGGGAGGAGGGAGGGGGAUGGGCGGUUUUACCCGCGCUGGCAGUGUAGGGGGAAGCAUGGGCGGGAGUAUGGGCGGACCUGGGGGCAGGGUAAUGGGCUCAGCUGCUGCGGCUGCUGCUGCUGCUGCUGCAGGGGGGUUUGGCAUGGGAAGGAAUCAGGAGCUUGAAGCAUUGGGAGCUGAUGCUGGUGGUGGUGGGGGGGGGAUGGAAGGCACAGCAGCAGCAGCAGCAGCAGGGCAGGGGGCUGUGGGCGAGUUUGCAGCACUAAUGUCUCCUCCUGUGUCUCACCAGGAAGCUUCCUGGCAGCAGGCCGUUGCUGCGUCUGCAGCAGCAGCAGGGGGGGGUGGAGGUGGGGACGGUGGCGGUGCAGGGGGGAGGACGAAUGGUGGGGUGAUGGCGAGAGCAGGGAGCUAUGGGGCAGGCGGGGCAGCAUCAGCUAUGAGUGGCGGGGGCGGUGGCGGUGGCGGUGGCGGUGGUGCUGGUGGAGCGGGAGCGGCAGGAGGAGCAGGAGGAGCAGGAGGAGCAGGAGGAGGAGGAGGGGGGAUGACUUUGAGUGGGCUCCAGAGCAUGCUGCAGCAGAGUGCAGGUGCUGGGGGCGUGGGUGGGGGUGGAGGCAUGGCGAAUAGAGUUGCCACGCUGAUGGCUCGACAGGCUCAGAUCAAGGCCCUUGCUAAUCUUCGCCAGCAGCAGUCGCAGCAACAGCUGCAGCAGCAACAACAGCAGCAACAGCAGCAGCAGCAGCAGCAACAGCAACAGCUGCAACACCAGCAGCAGCAGCAGCUGCAACAGCUGCAGCAGCAGCAGCAGCACCAGCAGUCAGUGUCGCAGGGAAACCCGAUGGAAAGAGCAGCGGCAGCAGCAGCAGCUGCUGCUGCUGCGCAAGGGGUUAGUGGCAACAGCGGCAGUGUGUGCGGUGGGGGGGGAGGAGGGGGAGGUGCUGCUGGUGCCGCUGGCGGUGGUGGCAGUGUGAAUUUUGGAGGAAUGGGCAACGCAGCAGCAGUAGCAGCAGCUGCAGCAGCAAGCAGGUCAGCAGCAGCAGCGGCAGCAGGAGGGGGAGGUGGAGUGGGGGCGGGGAUGGGGGGAGGAGCAGCAGCAUCGCAAGCGGCAGCAGCAGCAGCUGCAGGGAACGUGGCAGUGAGUCUGCUGCAGCAGGCAGGGAAGCUGGAGGGGCUACGAGGGGCAGAGGCACAGAGUGCAGUGCAGCAGCUGAUGCAGCAGGUCAUGCUCAACCGCGCUGCUGCCCAGGCCGCUGCUGCCGCCUCUGCUUCCGCUGCCACUGGUGGUGCUGCUGCUGGGGGGGCUGGUCUUGCCGGUGCUGGCACUGCUGCUAGCAUGGCAGCAGCGGCGGCGGCUGCAGGGAUGCUGAGAGAAGGAGCGGCGGAAGGGGGGAUGGGAGGAGGCAUGGGCUCGCAUGGGGGUGUGGGGGCAGGCUUAGGGGGUCUGGGAGGGGUGGGUGGAGCAGGGGGAGGUGGGCUUGGGGGAGGUGUAUCUGCAAUGGGUCCUGCUGGGAGCAGGGUGGCUGCCAUGGCUGCUCGGCUCAGGAGCAUGGGGGUAACCAACCUGGCUGGGUUGGGAAUGGUGGGGAGCGGUGCAGGUGUUGGUGCUGGCGGUGCUGUCGGUGUGGGGGGUGUGGGAGGGGCAGGGGUGAUGGGCGGGGGGGAUAUGCUGCCUGACGGGAUGGGAGGAGCAGCAGGGGGUAUGGUUCGGGCUGCUGGUAACUUUGCUGGUCUGGCUUCUGCCGCAGGCUUGGCCGGACCUACGGGCGGAGGCGUGGGAGGAGGUUUGGGAGGGAUGAGAGGGGCGGCUUUGGCUGAGCGACUGGCGAGCCUAGGAGCCAACAUUGCCGACCUGGGGAGGUUUGAGAAUGUGAUGGAUGGUGGCGCUGGUGGUGGUGGUGUUGCAGGUUUGAUGGAUUCAGGUGUGUCUAUGCCGAAUUCUGCACUUGUUGGUGCAGGUGGGGGUAUGGGUGAUGUUGGCGCUGGUGGGUUUAGAGGUGGAUUGGGAGCCGCAGGUAUGGUUGGUGGGAAUGUUGGUUUGGUGGGAGGUUUGGGGUCGCUUGACCGGCUUGCAGCGGCCGGUUUGGUUGGUGGAGGUGCGGGGGGUCUAGGUAUGGGAGCAGCAGGGGUGGGUGGUUCGGCUGCUGUGGCAGCAGGAGCACUGCAAGCAGGGCUGCAGAUGCAAGAGCAAGUGGGAAUGGGGCAUGAGGGGAUGAUGGGGGGUGGAGGGGGCGGAGCCAAAAACGGAGCUAUGGGGCGCUCAUUUCCGCUCCCGCUGAACAGGAUCCGUCUCCGUAACCUGAGCGCGGCGCUUCUUCUCUUUUCGUUUCUCCUGCUUUCGUCUCUCCACGCCGCAUUGGCCUUCCACUUCUCCGCGGGGCUCCGCGCGGACAAGCUGCGCGGGAACAUGCGCGGAUGGGUGCACUGCGGACUGUCGCUUUGUAAAAAGCACAAACACGGCGGCGGAAAUGGGAAGGGUGGAACUGGGGGCGCUGGUGGCGGAAAGGGCGGUGGCGGAACGGGCAGUGGCGGAACAGGCGGUGGCGGAAUGGGUGGUGGUGGAAUGGGCGACGGAGGAAAAGGAGGCGGCGGAAGCAUGAUGGGCGGCGGAGAAAUAGGUGGCGGAGGAGAUGGAGGAGGAAUGGGCGGAUCUGCGCCUUCCGCUCCUGGAUCAGAAGCAGCCAGUGCUCCCGCAUCACAAGCAGCCAGUGCUCCCGCAUCACAAGCAGCCAGUGCUCCCGCAUCACAAGCAGCCAGUGCUCCCGCAUCACAAGCAGCCAGUGCUCCCGCAUCAGCUGCCAUGGCUCCCGCAUCAGAAGCAGCGACCAUGGCUCCAGGGAAUGGUAUGGGCGGCGGAGGAAUCGGCGGAGGAGGAAUGGGUGGAGGCAUGGGCGGACCUGGGUCAUCUGCUCCCGGAUCACAAUCAGCCAUGGGUCCUGGUGGGGGUAUGGGCGGCGGAGGAAUGGGCGGCAGCGGAAUGGGUGAUGGCGGAAUGGGCGGCGGAGGAAAAGGAGGGGGAGGGAUGGGCGAUGGCGGGUUGGGUGUGGGCAGCGGCAAUACGGGCGGGGGAGGGAUGGGUGCCGGUGGAACGGGUGGCGGAGCGAUGGGUGGCGGAGCGACGGGUGGCGGAGCGACGGGUGGUGGGGCGACGAGGGGCGGCGCGACGGGGGGUGGCACGAUGGGUGGCGGCGCAACUGGUGGAGGUGCAACGGGUGGCGGUGCAACGGGUGGCGGUGCAACGGGUGGCGGUGCGACAAGUGGCGGUGCAACAAGUGGCGGUGCAACAAGUGGCGGUGCGACGGGCAGUGGUGGAACGGGCAGUGGUGGAACGGGCAGUGGUGGAACGGGCAGUGGUGGAGGAGGGACUAUCAGCCUGGGAUCAGCAAGGUUGGAGCGGCAGCAGGGGGUGAGAUCUGAGGAGGAGGCGCGUGCUCCGCGCUUAAGGUCAGCUAGGGAAGCUGCGGCGGCGGAUGCGGGAGUGGGAGGUGCGGUGGUGGGAGGUGCGGUGGUGGGAGGUGCGGACGAUUUGGAGCGUCGUUGCCAUAACCUGAGCACGGCCUUCCUCCUCCUCUCGGUCGUUCUGCUUUCGUCUCUACACGCUGCGCUGGCCCUUCGUUUCUCCACGGGGCUCCGCGCGGACAAGCUGCGCGGGAUGAUGCGCGGAUGGGCGCAAGGCGGGCGCUCUAGCGGCCAGCAGCAGCAGCAACAGCAGAUCGGCGGAAUGGGCGGAAGCGGGAUGGGCGGUGGUGGAGUGAGUGGCGGCGGAAUGGGAGGUGGCGGAAUGGGCGGAGGCGGAAUGGGAGGUGACGGAAUGGGCGGCGACGGAACGAGCGGCGGCGGAAUGGGCGGCGGCGGAAUGGGCGGCGGUGGAAUGGGCGGCGGCGGAAUGGGCGGCGGCGGAAUGGGCGGCGGAGGAAUAGGCGGCGGCGGAAUGGGCGGCGGAGGAAUGGGAGGUGGCGGAAUGGGCGGCGGAGGAAUGGGCGGCGGAGGAAUGGGCGGCGGCGGAAUGAGCGGCGGCGGAAUGAGCGGCGGCGGAAUGGGCGGCGGCGGAAUGGGCGGGGGAGGAAUGGGCGGCGGCGGAAUGAGCGGCGGCGGAAUGGGCGGCGGCGGAAUGGGCGGGGGAGGAAUGGGCGGCGGCGGAAGUGGAGGUGGCAUGAGCGGACCUGGUUCGUCUGCUCCUGGAUCAGAGGCGGCCAUGGGCGCUGGCAGGGGCAUAGUCGGCGGCAUGGGCGGCGGUAUGGGCGGCGGCAUGGGCGGCGGCGGAAUGGGUAGCGGAGGCAUGGGCGGCGGCGGAAUGGGCGGCGGCGGAAUGGGCGGCGGCAGAAUGGGCGACGGCAGAAUGGGCGGCAGCGGAAUUGGCGGCGGAAUGGGUGGCGGCAUGGGCGGACCUGGGUCCUCUGCUCCCGGAUCACAAUCAGCCAUGGGUCCUGGGGGAGGCAUGGGCGGGGGAAUGGGUGGUGGCAUGGGCGGCAAGGGCGGCGGAGGAAUGGGCGGCGGAGGGAUGGGCGGCGGAGGGAUGGGCGGCGGCGGCAUGGGCGGCGGAGGCAUGGGCGGCGGAGGUACGGGCGGGUCAGGGUGGGUUACUCCAGGGUCGCAGGCAGCACCCGGCCAGGGUGGACCUGGGAUGGGCGGAGGGAUGGGCGGAGGGAUGGGCGGAGGGAUGGGCGGAGGAAUGGGUGGUGGGAUGGGAGGGCCUGGGGGCAACAUGGGAGGUGGUAUAGGCGGACCACAGUAG